CAGUUUGGUUCAAGGCUGUCAGCACCCCCACUAUACAAAUGGUUCCAGCGCCCCUGAAUUCAUCCGCCUGUUGUUUCUCUCACAGACACCCUGCUAUGACUCUUUGUUUGCGGCGUACAGCCUCUUGCGUGCUCCCGGGGGAAUAUCACCGAUCAAUCAAAUGUACCGGGUCUGCUCAAGAGAAAACGCUGCACAGCCUCCGGCUAAACCCCUCAGCUCAGGUGAACGCUGCACAGUCUCUAGGGUCCCCACACGGCGGUGAUACGGGGGGCAGAUACAAGAGUUGUAAACCAAGUGAAAGAGGAAGGGAGACUCAGGACAUUUAAUAGACAGGGAGAACCCAGGAGGUUGUACCAAUAAGGGGUUUACUUGCUUCAAAGACCUGCCUGAAGCUCUGCGUCCCCGCCGCCUUGGUUGCCUUGUCACCUGAGGCUACCCGGUGGCUCCCCUCCCUGGCUCUCACCUCCGCUAUGUUCCUUGGACCCCGGGCUUAGCCGGCUCUUCCCAUCCACCUGCUUUCCCCGCGGGCUUCCCGGGACAGCGAUCCCCGCCAGGGAAUCCGCGCCGAGGCGGUUCAUUGCCCCUCCGCCAAUGGAAACAGCCCCGCUCAGGUGGCGGUGGGGGGACGGGACGUGCAGCUGAGCCUGCCCCUCCCCAGCGCGGGGUAUUUAAAGCGGCCCCCGCAAGCCCAGCUCCCGGGGCAGACGCCAUGGCGGAUGAGGCCAUGGAUAGUUACCUGUACUCAGCCUACACCCCCUACUCCUAUCGCUACCAGCCGCCCAAGGGCAAAGGGCCCCCGGGCGCCUGGCGGCAGCGGGGCACCUACUUCUCGGGCUAUGGGGACACGGCGGCGGCGGCCGCGGCCGAGUACUUCGAUAACUACCAGCGGGCGCAGCUGAAGGCGAUCCUGUCCCAGGUGAACCCCAGCCUGACGCCGCGGCUCCGCAAGGCCAACACCAAGGAGGUGGGGGUGCAGGUGAACCCGCGGCAGGACGCCUCGGUGCAGUGCUCGCUGGGGCCCCGCACCCUGCUGCUGCGGCGGCGGCUGGCCCCCGGGCUGCCCCCGCUGCGGCCCCGCGAGCAGGAGCAGGGCAGCUCCGCCACCACCAGCGGCCGGCCCGUCCGCUUCCCCAGGACCAUCGCCGUCUACUCGCCCAUGGCGUCCCGCAGACUCACCACCUUCCUGGAGGAGCCCGAGGAAGCGGGGCAGGAGGCGGCCGAGGAGGAGCCGGAGGAGGCGGCGGCGGCGGCGGCCGAGGAAGAGGAGCAGCAGCGCACGGAGGCGGCCGCCGUGCGGGCCAGCUGGGAGCAGCCCCCGGGGAGCAGCGCGGAGCCGCAAGAGCCGCGGCCGCCCCAGCAGCAGCCUCCGCAGCAGGAGGUAGCGGAGGAGGCGGCGGCGGCGGCAGCAGCUGCCCCGCCGCAGGAAGGCCAGCAGGGGGCCCCCGAGCGCCCGGCGGGGCAGCCCCAGGCCGCAGCCCCUCAGGAGCCGGAGCAGGGCAAGACCCGCCUGCGCUUCCAGUUUCUGGAGCAGAAGUACGGCUACUACCACUGCAAGGACUGCAACAUCCGCUGGGAGAGCGCCUACGUGUGGUGUGUGCAGGGCACCAACAAGGUCUACUUCAGGCAGUUCUGCCGGACGUGUCAGAAAUCCUACAACCCCUACCGCGUGGAGGACAUCACUUGCCAGAGCUGUAAGCAGACCAGAUGCACCUGCCCUGUGAAAGUGCGCCAUGUGGACCCCAAGAGACCCCAUCGUCAAGAUCUCUGUGGGAGAUGCAAAGGCAAACGUCUUUCCUGUGAUAGUACAUUUAGUUUCAAAUAUAUUAUUUGACGGGAUACUAGUUUAAAGAAUCCUGGUGUAAAAUUGCAAUCAAAGCAGUUUUUCUUUUGAAAGAAUAUAUAAUAUGGUGGGGUAUACCUGGGCAAACCUACAAAUAAAGGUAUGGCAAAGCACUGUUAUAACUGA
Molecule: messenger RNA, 1966 nt
Organism: Chelonia mydas (Green sea turtle)
Lineage: Eukaryota; Metazoa; Chordata; Testudines; Cheloniidae
Gene: ZAR1
Product: zygote arrest 1
Exons: 4
Coding region: 710-1831 (373 amino acids)
Biological process (GO): translation
Cellular component (GO): cytoplasm
Molecular function (GO): mRNA base-pairing post-transcriptional repressor activity
Source: RefSeq, a predicted model, not a curated record